Messenger RNA from Amoebophrya sp. A120, 2003 nucleotides. NCBI's taxonomy places the organism in Eukaryota, Dinophyceae, Syndiniales, Amoebophryaceae. The record is from the annotation of a GenBank genome assembly.
UCUUCAUUUGUGGCGAUCUCCACUUCGGAAUAAAACGAACACGAAAUCGAUUGCAGCCUAGUAAAGAACACAUCACGACCGUCUUACUCUUCAGGUGGCAUAUGAUUUUUCGUGGUGUUUGUUCCAACGGCAUCCCUUUGAUUUCGCAGCCUCGCUCGCAGCAGUUUUACUGUAAGCGUCUAACUUUAUCAUUCUCCCGAGUUAUUCUUUUUCUAGCAAAGUCUCCUAUUUUUCCCUACAGACGUGCAUUUUCAUCGACCUACCCUCGACAAAAACACCACCCAAUUCCACUUUCCACAAAAAUGGCGACCUCCACCUCGAAGGACCAGCUGUUGGCGGUUUUCAAGACCCUGGACUUGAAAUCGACCAAGACCAUCCAACACGAAGCCUGUCCCACCUGCGAGGUGCACACCGAGCAGUUGAAGUCCGCGAAAGAAGAGAAAACGUUUGGCGAGGAAAGUUCCAUCGUCCAGGCGAAAAACCUGUUCUUCAAGGUGCCGAGCAAGGGCGGCCCGCUGAAGGACAAACUCUUCCUCGUCUGCGUCGCAGUCGACACCGAGGUGGAUAACAAGAAGCUCUCCGCCCGAUUGGGCAUCAAGGCGUCCGCGCCCCUCCGCCUGGCCGCGGAGAACAUUUUCGAUGAGGUUCUGCAGAUCCCCCGGGGCAGCGUGAACCCGUUUGUCAUGAUGAACGAGAGCGCCAAGGAGGUCACGUUGUUGCUGGACGAGAAAUUCAAGCAGAAAACCUGUCUGUUCCACCCCAUGCAGAACGACUUCACGACCGGCAUCACUUCGGACGAACUGGUAACAUUUCUCACCCACGUGGGCGCGGCGGGCCGGUUUCUGUUCGUCGAUUUCACGUCCGAAGAGGCGAUCUCGCUGGACCAGCAGGCCGACGGAAUGACCGCGAAGUCGGAGCCGAAGCAGAAAGAGGUGAAGGAGGUGAAGGCUGCGCCGGCGAAAGAACCGAAGGAGAAAAAGGUGCAGAUCCAAUUCGCCGAGGACCACUUGUUCACGCGGAAGCCGGUUCAGGACACCAUGUUCGCGCAGGCUUUCGAAAAGUACACCCAGGCGCAGGUUCGCGUGUAAGUGGUGGAUUUUUUCGGUGAGUCACAGAGGAGUUUGUUGAACAGUGGGAGUCAUGAGACCCGAUAUAGCACAACGUUGCCGCCGUCGCUAUCAUCCUCAAUUGCAACCUAGAUGGGAGCCAUGAAAAUGAAUGUUGCAGCUUGUUGAACAAUUGCGAUUGACUUGCUGGGAAGAGAUUUUUGGAAAAAAGCAAGUAGCGCUUCUCUUCAGUCUUAUCAUCGCCGCGAAAGAGGGGUUUGCAGUGUAGCCAUAUCCACAAUGAAAACUAGACUUUCACCUUUGCGAAGCAAAUGCACCUUUACGCGCACCAUUGAUUUCAUAACUUUGGCACUAACUCACUGGCGGCGCGCAGUGGUGAGAAUAAUGUAUGUCGCUUCACUCCCGCCAGUGUUCAUCUUCGCUCCUUUCGAUGUCCUGCUUUUGCAGCACGAAGCCAAGGCCAACGGAAAAAGGGUGUUGUCCGGCUUAAGUUCUUUCACAUGCAGAUCCUAGCAAUAGAUCCUAGCUCAAUGAUCCGGUGGCGGUCAUUGUUGAUGUGGUUUGUUUCGAAAAGUACACCCAGGCGCAGGUUCGCGUGUAAGUGGUGGAUUUUUUCGGUGAGUCACAGAGGAGUUUGUUGAACAGUGGGAGUCAUGAGACCCGAUAUAGCACAACGUUGCCGCCGUCGCUAUCAUCCUCAAUUGCAACCUAGAUGGGAGCCAUGAAAAUGAAUGUUGCAGCUUGUUGAACAAUUGCGAUUGACUUGCUGGGAAGAGAUUUUUGGAAAAAAGCAAGUAGCGCUUCUCUUCAGUCUUAUCAUCGCCGCGAAAGAGGGGUUUGCAGUGUAGCCAUAUCCACAAUGAAAACUAGACUUUCACCUUUGCGAAGCAAAUGCACCUUUACGCGCACCAUUGAUUUCAUAACUUUGGCACUAAC